This is a messenger RNA of Penicillium waksmanii, 2592 nucleotides long. It is a transcript of the gene niaD, whose product is annotated as nitrate reductase NiaD. Gene Ontology annotation, molecular function: nitrate reductase (NADPH) activity; molybdopterin cofactor binding; molybdenum ion binding. NCBI's taxonomy places the organism in Eukaryota, Fungi, Ascomycota, Eurotiomycetes, Eurotiales, Aspergillaceae. The coding region runs from base 1 to 2592 and encodes 863 amino acids. The record is from RefSeq and is a predicted model, not a curated record. The transcript is spliced from 7 exons. Gene Ontology annotation, biological process: nitric oxide biosynthetic process; nitrate assimilation.
AUGGCGACCAUCACGCAAACAGCCCUCGAGCGAGCAGAGUUCCCAAUCAAGGGGUCAAAUGUCACAUUUCAUGACCUGCCCACACCAGAAGAACCAGAUAUUCCAUUACCUCCACCAUCAGUCAAUCCGACCAGUAUCUUAGAAGUUGACAAGGGAACUCCGGAUAGCCAUGUACCUCGCGAUCCGCGUCUCAUUCGGUUGACAGGUGUACAUCCUUUCAAUGUCGAACCACCCCUCACUGCGUUAUACAAAGAGGGAUUUCUCACCUCACCCGAACUAUUUUAUGUUCGAAACCACGGCCCAGUACCCGAAGUGCAUGAUGAAGAUAUCCCAACAUGGGAGCUGAGCAUCGAAGGACUAGUGGAGAACCCAAUAGUCCUGAACUUCCGUGAGAUUCUGCAAAAAUAUGAUCAGAUCACCGCACCAAUCACACUCGUCUGCGCAGGUAAUCGGCGAAAAGAACAGAAUACGGUUAGGAAAUCCAAAGGUUUCUCGUGGGGCCCAGCCGGUCUCUCUACAGCCCUUUUCACGGGGCCAAUGAUGGCGGAUUUAAUCCGCAGUGCAAGGCCACUUCGUCGAGCAAAGUAUGUUUGUAUGGAAGGUGCCGAUAAAUUGCCUAAUGGUUUCUAUGGAACGUCCGUGAAGUUGAACUGGGCUAUGGAUUAUAACCGAGGCAUCAUGUUAGCGCAUAAGAUGAAUGGAGAGCCCCUUCGACCCGAUCACGGACGUCCCCUGAGAGCCGUAGUACCAGGUCAAAUCGGAGGGCGAAGUGUCAAGUGGCUGAAAAAGCUUAUCAUUACCGACGCUCCAAGUGAAAAUUGGUACCACAUUAACGACAAUCGAGUAUUACCAACAACGGUGACGCCUGAGAUGGCUGCCGAAGACAAGAAAUGGUGGACUGACGAAAGAUAUGCCAUCUACGACCUGAAUGUGAACUCCGUUGCGGCAUUUCCGGAACACGAAGAGGUGCUAGACCUGGCCACGGCUGGUCCGACUUAUACUGCAAAGGGGUACGCAUAUGCCGGUGGGGGCCGACGAAUUACCAGAGUUGAGAUAUCAUUAAAUAAAGGAAAAUCAUGGCGGCUCGCCGAUAUCGAAUACGCAGAAGACAAGUAUCGAGAAUGGGAAGGUAAUCUCUUUGACGGUAAAGUGGACAUGUGGAGGCGAGAAACGUGUUUCUGCUGGUCUUUCUGGUCAUUGAAUAUCCCUGUUCCAGACUUGGAAAGUAGUGAUGCGUUGCUUGUGAGGGCUGUCGAUGAAGCCUUGGCAACCCAGCCACGAGAUAUGUACUGGUCGGUCUUGGGUAUGAUGAACAACCCAUGGUUUCGAGUGACAAUCACGAAAGAUGGCAAUUCACUGAAGUUCGAACAUCCUACACAUCCAGUAAGAAGUGGUGGGUGGAUGGAAAAAGCGAAAAAGGCCGGUGGAGAUCUGCUCAAUGGUAAUUGGGGCGAGCGACAUAAAGGCGAACAACCCCUUGAGCCGGAGCCCGUGAAGGAGAUAAAUAUGAAGAAAGAAGGAAUAGAUCGCCAGAUCAAUCUCCAAGAAUUGAAAGAGAACAGCAGCAGUGAAAAGCCUUGGUUCGUGGUCAAUGGAGAGGUGUAUGAUGGCACAGGGUUCCUAGAAGGACAUCCUGGCGGAGCGAUCAGCAUCACCUCAUCCGCGGGACUUGAUGUUUCGGAGGAUUUUAAUGCAAUUCACAGCGAAACUGCCAAAUUAAUGAUGGCAGAUUAUCACAUCGGCACCCUGGACAAGGCAUCUCUAGAGGCCCUGAAUAGCAGUGACAAGGCUGUUUCAAAUGAGCCACGCCCACACUUCCUUCAAUCAAGAGCCUGGUCCAAAAUGACAUUGGUCGAGAAGAACGAUGUCUCUUGGGAUACCCGAAUAUUUGUAUUCGAAUUGGAGCAUGACAAGCAAACCUUAGGGCUACCAAUUGGCCAGCACUUGAUGAUCAAAGUGCAAGACCCAGAAAACAAGAAAGAAGCAAUCAUCCGCUCGUAUACGCCGAUUUCCGAAACAAAUAUGGAAGGGCGUAUGGAGCUACUUGUCAAGGUUUAUUUCCCGACUUCGAACAUUCCGGGAGGCAAGAUGACUAUGGCAGUGGACAUGCUGUCUUUGGGAUCUCAAAUCGACUGCAAGGGCCCGACUGGUCGGUUUGAGUAUCUCGGAAACGGACGAGUCUUGAUCAGCGGGAAAGAGAGGAAUCUUCGCUCUUUCAAGAUGAUUUGUGGCGGAACGGGUAUCACUCCAGUGUUUCAAGUUCUCCGUGCUGUCAUGCAAGACGCUCAAGAUCCCACCACUUGCGUGGUAUUGGAUGGUAAUCGCUUGGAGGAAGAUAUUCUCUGUCGAUCUGAACUUGACGCCUAUGUUGCAGAAAACAAGUUGAAAUGCACCGUUGUUCAUACUUUGUCGAAAGCAUCCGAUUCCUGGCAAGGUCGCCGGGGUCGAAUUUCCGAGGACCUGCUGAAAGAGUUUGCUGCUCCGGAAGAAGCCAGCAUGGUUCUUCUCUGCGGGCCCGAAGCAUUGGAAAAAUCUGCGAAGAAAAUCCUCCUUGCUCAGGGUUGGUCAGAAUCAGAUUUGCAUUUCUUUUAA